UGAGAAGCGACUCGGAGGCGCUAGGGCGAUCACCGUUGGCAUUUCGCCGUUGGCCCAAGCCGUGCAACUGUACCUGUGUGCUGAUAUUGGAGAGCAAGAGGCGUGGGCCAGAGUUCAGGAGGGUGUGUCCUGUCCGUUCGACCUGCCGAUGCUUCCGUCGUCGGCGCUGUCGCGAAUGGCUUCGGGGGGGUGGUGCGCCUGGAGCCUCGAGGCCCUCAGGCAGGAGGGCGCACAGCGGAUCACGGUGUACAACUACGCUCGCCUCCACAACGUGACGUUCUGCGCCUCCCCGUGGAAUAGCCGCCUGGACCACAAGGGCGACGGAAGCGCGCUCUUCAGGUUCAUCGGAGGCCAUCUGUACGGCCCCCCGCCCAAGGACAGCGACGUCUCCAACUCUCGCAAGAUCAGCCAGAAGUGCAACCAGGGCAGCCUGGGGACGUCGCCACCGACUUCCACCACAUGGCCUCGGCCGAUGUCCUCGUGAUGGCGCGCAGCACCCUCUCCGGGAUGGCGGGCGUGAUCAACACGAAGGACGUCUCCGACGCGCACGCGCUCGCAGAGGAGCCCCUCGACAACUUGACGCUCGCGCGCCCGGCACAGGCGC
Molecule: messenger RNA, 604 nt
Organism: Prorocentrum cordatum
Lineage: Eukaryota; Dinophyceae; Prorocentrales; Prorocentraceae
Source: the annotation of a GenBank genome assembly